AUUCAGUUCCCGCAUACAAAGAGGAUUAUAUAGAGUGCGUUUCUGUAGCUCAGCGUAGAUGAGAGGGCUUGAGUUGAGAACAUAGUAGCUAAUACAACAAAGUUUUACUGCCAGUAGGUUCCACGUUCAUACUACUGUCUGGAUAACAGGAGAGAAAGCACGCGUGCGUGCAAUACCAGUGCGCAUAGUUCCCGGGCACUGGAUUUGUUUCUUGUCCUGGCGUUUGGAAAUAAACAUCAAAAGCAAGGAUCCUUUUUUGGGGAAAGCGGCCAACGGAACAAAGACGUGUGCUGCUGCCACCGCUGGUGACUAUUGUCAGGACCCCUAUUCGGGCGGUACAGAGGGGCUGAAUGCUAAGGCCGGCGGGGGCAGACAUUCGGCCAUGACCUCCGGGAACGGAAACGGCGGGCCCACCGUGGCCGGCAGCACGCCGCAGAACGGCGAGAGCAAGCCGCCCCAGGCGAUCGUGAAGCCGCAGAUCCUGACCCACGUCAUCGAGGGCUUCGUCAUUCAGGAGGGAGCCGAGCCUUUCCCCGUGGAGCGCCCGUCUCAGCUCCUGGAGAACCUGAAGAAGCAGAAGCCGGCGGUGCAGCCGGACUCCGAGAAGCUCCCGCCCAACGCCUCCGCUGCCAACGCCAUCGUCACCGACGCCGAGAUGGAGGACCUGAGCCAGCCGGAGCUGAAGGAGCAGGAGGCGGACCCCAUGCUGAAGUGUGAGCUCUGCGGGCUGGUGGACUUCGCCAGCAACUUCAAACGCUCCAAGCGCUUCUGCUCCACCGUGUGCGCAAAAAGGUACAGCGUUCGGUGCUCUAAGAGGAUGGGCCUGAUCCACCCCGACCGGAGCAAAACGGAGAAAUACAAGAAGGGCCGAUCGCGCGGCAACGCCACCCCAGCCACGGAGACCAAGAAACAGCCGCCCUCGGCCCCCCCGCAGUCAGCGGGGGCGGCAGCGUCGCCGCGGCCCCCGUCCCACGCCCGGCAGGGGGGGUCCAGCCAGUGUUCGGACAUGUCCAGCUACGAGGAGCCCCCCUCCCCCCUGUCAGCGGCCAGCUCCGGGGUCCCGCGCCCCCACGGCGAGAGAGGGGCGGACCCCGGGGAGGGCCACGCCCACGAGCUGCCCCUCCUCACCCAGCACUUCCUGCCCAGCGACCCCGCCCAGUGGAACGUGACGGACGUGUACGAGUUCAUCUGCUCCCUCCCAGAUUGCCAGGAGAUUGCGGAGGAGUUCCGCUCUCAGGAGAUUGAUGGACAGGCCCUGCUCCUGCUGAAGGAGGACCACCUCAUGAGCGCCAUGAACAUCAAGCUGGGACCAGCGCUCAAGAUCUUCGCCCGAAUCAGCCAGCUCAAAGACUCAUAGCGCCCCCCCCCACCACCCCCAAAAACCUCUGCACUGAUCACAGCUGCUCUCCUGUCUAUGAGUCUGAGGCAGUGCCACAGACGUGACGGACAGGUGUCAAUCAGCCCGGAAGAGGCUCUGUUUGGAAGCCCCCCCCUCCCCCCCAGGAGUACAUCUCCCGAGCUCUGAAACGUAUACACUGCUCCACACGGUGCCCAGGAGCCCAGGAGCAUCAGCACAACCACAGGGUUCAGGCUGGCUCCCUGGCUGCUGUUGAGUUCCGGAAGUUUCCGGAGACACAUGUUCCUGCAGCUCUGGCCAGUGCUGUGGGAGAACGUGAGGGCUGGAGGUGUUUGACCAGUUGGCCACUUUCGGAAUAUGCUUUUUUUUCCCCCAAUAAUUCUAAUAUAUUUUUAUUUUUUGACUGGAACCCUAGUGGUUUAAGUGUUGUUUUUCUUUUGUUGUUAAAAAAAAAAAAGAAAAUCAAGUGUUUGUGUUGACAGAUAUGAUGUCUGUAGAACUGGGGAGAAAAGGGUGCUAGACCACAAUGGGGAGAAGGUGCUAUAUGCGCACAGCCCCGAUCAGCAGUGCAUUUAAGCUCCUCAUUCGUACCGUAAACAGCUCUGUUCAGGUGUAGCAAACUAGCUCAAGAGCAGCAUUACUGAGUUAGCCAGCUAACUGCGCUGAGUAAAACCCUGUAUCACAGAGCAGCAUUACUGAGUUAGCCAGCUAACUGCCCUGAGUAAAACCCGCAACCCUCCCAAAUCUGGAACAUGGACUGAGGUAAAAAGAGCUGUUCUGGGUUUUACUCCGUGCAGUUGUCCAGAGAACUCGGUAAUCCUGCUUUGUGAAACAGGGCCCUGGUCUCAUUACAGACUGCAUUACGAGGUGCAUACGCUGCAAGUCACAUGAUCGUUUUCUCUAUUCCGGAACAUUCUUAGCAUUUUCCUUCAAGUCUCACAAUCGGAAUGUUUUUCUUUUUUUCGCUCCUGUUCUCUCAAUUUUUGAUUGACACAGGUUACCAAAAUAAAAAAGGGAAUUAAAUUAAAUUCAAAUGCUUAAAGUCACCUCUACCUGACAAUUGAAAUUCAACAGUUUAUCCAAGACAUGGAAAAGGGUUUAUGAAAUGAAUCUGGAUUUUAUUGAGCCCAAAUCGUUAGUCUUGCCGCAUGGCCAUUAUAUCAGAUCUUCUGCAACAUGUCACUGUUAUGUCCAAUAUUUCCCUGAACCCUGUUCACCAAAGACAACGCUUCCCUGUCUUUACAGACGAUUCUAUUUUCUUAUUCCACCAAAUGGCAUCUUAAAACUCCUCCCUUUUAUCACUCGUCUCGCCCUCAAGGUUUAAAAUGGAACCCCAACAUUUCCGUGUGUCUGUACAGAGCAGUGACACGAGGAAUCUGAAUAACUAGUUUUACACUCACAACAUAAACCUCAGCACUGAAAAUGCUAAUUGGUCACAAGACUUUUCAUUUAGAAUAAAAGUUACCUGUGGCCAAGGAGUAAAAAAAAACCCCAUCAUUUUUCCACUGCAUUAGUUCUGCAUGAAGUCAUUUACUGUGAAUUAAAAUGGUCUGUCCACAUUCCUUUUUAUAAUCCCAAGUGUCCACGGGCAGGUUGCAGGAAAUAAUCACUCUCCUUCCCCUACGUGCUGGAACACAUUCAGACAUGCGGAGGCAACACUUCACUGACUUUUAUGGGGAAUCGAGGUUUUGGGGGGUUUUGUUAUUUUGUGGGUUAGUCUCCAGGCUCGUGCCGGUCCCAGGAAACCCGCCAUCUUGGCGUUCGUACGUACAGAGACCCCCGCGUGUCUGGAGAGCCCGGUUUCUACUCCUCACGUUUUGCCUGUACAGCGUGUUUUUUUUGUUCUUGGAUUAAUGCCUUGUUUAAUUGUUUGUAUUUAUCUGAACAGGUGCUCAAAUACAAUAUUUUUUACUUUGGAGAGAGCAGUGAAAAUGAAA
This is a messenger RNA of Anguilla rostrata (American eel), 3294 nucleotides long. Its product is annotated as polyhomeotic-like protein 2. Gene Ontology annotation, biological process: negative regulation of DNA-templated transcription. The record is from RefSeq and is a predicted model, not a curated record. Gene Ontology annotation, molecular function: histone binding; zinc ion binding; chromatin binding. NCBI's taxonomy places the organism in Eukaryota, Metazoa, Chordata, Actinopteri, Anguilliformes, Anguillidae. Bases 383 to 1357 code for a protein of 324 amino acids. Gene Ontology annotation, cellular component: nucleus; PRC1 complex. The transcript has 7 exons.